Molecule: messenger RNA, 1355 nt
Organism: Pomacea canaliculata
Lineage: Eukaryota; Metazoa; Mollusca; Gastropoda; Architaenioglossa; Ampullariidae
Exons: 6
Coding region: 460-1059 (199 amino acids)
Source: RefSeq, a predicted model, not a curated record
GUUAUUUGGAUCACGUUGUUUUUAAAAAGUGGUGUUUUAAUACCUGAUGCCCAUUCUGUGAGCACUUGACUGGAACCAUCAGGGGAAGAGGAGAGUUGGGAGACUAAAGCAGACUUGGAAAAGAACAGUAGAGAGCGAGGCAAAGGACAUCGGAACCUCAUGGGCCCAAAUGAUGGGUGCUGCCCUUUACUGGGUCCGCUGGUGAGGUGUUGUUGCGGCUAUAUUCUCCUUGAGGAGUAACAAGAUCUAAACUAAGCAUUCUGUGAGGGCAUGAUCUGCAGAGUAGAGUCAGGGGCGUUGGUUGUGAGAAUUUUAAAAAUUCAUUUAUGAUAUCAUUUCCAUGAGCUUUGCUUUCUUUAAGCUUUUAGGUAAUUGGCAACCUCACUCUCAUUUAAUGUCAAAGAAAAUAGACCUUUGUAAAUGUAUAACACUUAGGAGCGGUGCGCCACUUGCGCAAAAAUGGCCGCCACUGUUGUGGGCUUUAAAUUUACUGAUGGGAUUUUCUUUAAUGCUUUUUGCACGGAGGAAGAGGUGAACAGUUUACAAGGAGAACUUGGUGAAUGGAGGGCACCAGGCCUGGCAGCUGAAAAGGCCAGCCAAUAUGGCUUACAUCUCCACAGCACUUCAUUUUUGAAUGAAGUGAAAAUUGGUGGCUUUCAGGAAGGACACCAGAUUGGUGUUUUGCACCAAAUUCUGAACACUGAAGAGCAAGUUUGUGUGGAAAACCAGCGAGAAUGCACAUCCAGUGAGAAUGCACACACUGAAGCUCAAGUUCCUUUAAGAAAUGAAGAACAUGUACCAACUGAAGGUGUUUCAAUAUGGACUCACGAGAAGGUGUUACUUCUAAUUGAGCUGUACAGGGAACAUCGGGCACUCUUUUCAAAUUCAGCGAUAAAGCGCCACGAAGUGUGGCGCAAAAUCGCCUCACAAAUUCACGAGAAGGGCCACCAUGUCACAGGUGAUAUGUGUGACAAGAAAUUUAGAUCGCUGCGAAACAGGUAUAAAAUUAUUGCCGAUGGGAAUCAGUCAUCGGGAAGAGGGAGAAGGAGGUGGGAGUAAUUUGAUCUGUUAGAAGACCUAUUCACUGGAGACCCAGCUGUUCAGCCACUGUUGAUGGUCGAGACGCUGACAGGAAUCCGUAGGUUGCUUUUAUAGUCACUCCAUUUACAUAACUUUUAUUCACUGUGAUGACAUUUUCUAUACUCCAUAGUAAACAUUGCCAUACCCUAAAGGUUUAACAAGGUUCAUAAAUAUUUCAGUUGUUGAAAUAUAUUGAAGUGCCGUCUAUUUUACAACUCAAAACAUAGUACAGAAAUUGAAGUGUAAACAGAUUAUAAGAGAUGUUCUUGUUAUUG